UUUUCAUUAUUACCCGCUUUCAGACAUAUCUGAACGAACAAUGGAUAUAAGCCUGUUUGUAACACUGUGAGUUGGCCAUUGCGCCUUGCACCUUGCAAUUAGCGUCCCUGCUUGAAAGGACUCCUCUAUCUCUACGAACUCCACGGAUUCUACUGCACGCAAAAUUCGCAGGGGACGUACGAACCUAAAAUUCGUGCGUCCAGUUGUGACCGAGGUUUAAUAUCAACGGAGGUAGCGUGAGGUAUUCACACAUGUACUUAUGUAGUCGAAGACAAAGGAGACCAUUUUGGACAGUUAUCGUCACAUACCAAAGUGAAACUUAGCGUGGCGUCUACCUGCGGUAUAUUCAGGCAAUUAAUUCCAUAAUAUAAGGCAUUUGAAUAAUAAUAUCAGUGUCAAUACAACGUCAGCUAUGCCGGAGUCGAAAUCGCUGACGACUUUGGACAGACGACAACGAAUACUGCUAGCCGCAGUUUGUGGAUUGGAGUUUGCGGAGAGCUUAGUGCUGACUAUUGUAAUACCGCUUUUACCCAUCACUGCCAAAGAAAAAGGUGUGACAAAUUUUGAGGUUGGGAUAUUAUUUGGGGUGGCAUGGCUGGCUGCCGCUUUGUCUGGUGUAGUCCAUGGAAAACUGCUGUCACGAAUCACACCUAUAUCUCUGGCGAUUGCUGGAUGUGUCAUUACGGCGAUAGCAACCGUUGGAAUAGGGCUGGCAGGGCAGUUUUCACGUGACCUCGUGGAGUUCCUACCGUCUGUCAUUGGCUUGAGGAUAAUGCAGGGGUGUGGCUACUCCGCCAUAGCUGUGUCAGCCCAGGCCAUCCUCUCUGCUGAGAUGCCGGAACACAAGCUCGGGGUCCAGGCCGCCUAUCAGGGAAGCGUGGCCCUGGGGUUUACACUGUCUCCACCCAUAGCUGGAGGGCUGUACGCAGCUAAUGGUUUCUGGCUGCCGUUCAUUGUCAUGUCUGUGAUACUUCUCAUUAUCCUUAUCAUUGUCGCUAUACCAUUACGACAUUUAAAAGGUCAAGUUGUACAGCACAAAUCUGGGCAGUACUUCCCUCUUCUUCUGCAGCCGAGAGCUAUAUUGACAGUCGCACAUUCUUUGGUCAUCGCUUUCGUGUUCAGGUUCUUCGAAGGCUUCAUUCCAGUGCAUAUGCAUGAACAGUUUGGUUGGGGCCCGGCAGAGGUAGCCUGGUUAUUUACUGUCUGCGCUGUAGUUUUCAUCAUCUUUUUGCCCAUUUGGGUAAAACUCAACACGGCUUUGAUGGGUAAUGUUGCAGUGAUGAGCUGGUGUAUGUUAAUGGCCGGGAUUUCAUUUUUUCUUCUCGCACCUGCACCCUUCAUACCUGUGAAAUAUCCAUGGUGGGCCUCGUCUCUUGUCUGUUUGUUUUAUGCCAUCAGUUAUGCGGGUGCCAUAGUAACCAAUGUCCCGGAUCUCAUUUUUGUGUCAAGGUAAGUGAAUCUGGGAAAUGUAACGGAUAAUCAACGGAACACAGACAAAUUUAAGUAAUAUCUGCCUUUGAUUUGCAAGAACAUAUCUGCCUUAAUUAAUGAUUGAAAUAUCAAAUUUC
Messenger RNA from Lingula anatina, 1568 nucleotides. RefSeq names its product MFS-type transporter SLC18B1. Lineage: Eukaryota; Metazoa; Brachiopoda; Lingulata; Lingulida; Lingulidae. Gene Ontology annotation, biological process: transmembrane transport. The record is from RefSeq and is a predicted model, not a curated record. Gene Ontology annotation, molecular function: transmembrane transporter activity.